AAACACACACCCCUGAAUGUCCUCUUGCCCCAGCGGCAAUAACCAACAGAGUGCUUCACUUCUCUGGACUGCAGACAGCUCUUUCCUGAACGGAGUGUCACAUCACAAACAGAUAACGAUGGGCGUCCUCUUGGAAUAUGAACAUGACUACCAAUACCACGAUCAUGACAAUGAUUCCAACGACAGUGCCUAUGAUGAAGAUUAUUUUGGAGACCUCCACACAGUUUGCGACAAACAAGAGGUUCGGUCCUUUGCUGGGGUCUUCUUGCCAGUCAUCUACACAUUAGCACUGGUUCUGGGCCUGGCCGGAAAUUCAUUGGUUGUUUUCAUUUACCUUUCCCACAAGCGCUUACGGACCCUAACAGAUGUCUUCAUUCUUAACCUGGCCUUUGCAGACCUACUCCUGCUCUUCACGCUGCCCUUCUGGGCUGCAGAUGCAGUGAACGGCUGGCAGAUCGGCACAGCUGCCUGCAAGAUAACCUCAGCACUCUACACCACCAACUUUAGCUGCAGUAUGCUGCUACUUUCGUGUAUUAGCAUAGACCGGUAUCGUGCAUUAGCCAAAGGCUCUGCCCAUACCCCAGCCAGGAAUAACAGCCGCAAGCACAGGAUAAUCAUGUGCCUCGUGGUUUGGGGGAUUGCCAUUGUGCUAGGGUUGCCAGAUAUGGUAUUCUAUACGGUGAGGGUUCAGCAUUCUAGCGAACGAUACACUUGUCGGGCAGUUUACCCACAUAGCAUGGCAAGGGCAGCUAAGGCAACUCUGGAAAUUCUGGAAGUGUCUCUAAGCUUUAUUCUGCCUUUCCUGGUCAUGAUGUUUUGCUACUGCCGGGUUGGAGUUGCGUUAAGCCAGGCAGCUACUGCAGGAGUACAUGGUGGGAGAAGAUGGCGGGCAUUUCGGGUGUUGAUAGCAGUAGUAGGAGUGUUUCUGUUGACCCAGCUACCUUAUAACGUGGUAAAACUGAUCAAAACCCUAGAUGUGAUCUAUAUUUUAGUGACAGAAUGUGACGUUAGCAAAAAUCUGGACCUGGCAAAUCAAAUCACAGAGAGUCUGGCCCUUACGCAUUGCUGCCUGAAUCCUGUGCUCUACGUCUUUAUCGGAUCGUCCUUCAAAAUGCACAUUAUAAAACUUGCCAAGCAUUGGAGCCAGACUGGAAGAGGGUACCGCCAUGGCAACGAGCAGCCGGCCAUUGAGAUCUCCCUGAAGUCAGCCACACAAACUCACACUAACUCUUCUUCAGGCAAUGAAGACACAAGCACAUUUACCAUAUGACAUGCAAAACAUGUGCAUAAAAACACCAACAUACGCAGUCAUGUAUAACGCUCAUUAAGUUCAAAGUAUUAGAAUGUUUGUAUGCCAAAUACAUAACCUUUCAUUAUAAACGCUAUUUGACAGCCAGUGCAAAAACAGGCGCACAACACACACUAGAGAGUUUCAUCUUUGUUCUUGUGUCUUAUCACAGUAUUUCUCUCCAAGGCUUAUAUUCAAUUUUUCUUCCGUUUAUUUAGCCAUUUAUUCUAGAGCUGCAGGUACAUUAUUCUUAACCUUAAUAUGAAAGUACUCAACAAAGUGUAUAUAAUUUGUACUUGAGCUCACUCUUACUCACUCACUCACUUACUCAAUUUCCUGCUAUUAUCAAGGGUGGCCAAAGCGGAAUGAAUCGCUAAUUAGUCUGGCAAUUGUUUUACACAGCGGAUGCCCUUCUAGCUGCAACCUCCACACACUCUCCCACACUCACAACUCCUAUUCACACACAAUGGACAAUUUUUUAUUUUAUUUAUUUUUUUCUAAUUCAGCUAUAUCGCACGUUUUUGGACAGCUGGGUAAACCAGCGCACGCAAAGGAAAACCAAGCAGGCAUGGGGAGACCAUGCAUACUCCACAAAGAAAUACGUCUUUGGAGUCAAUCUAGGGCCAUAUAUUUUUGCUAAAUAAAAUAAAGUUUUGCUAACAAAAAAUAAAGUUUUGAGCUAAAAAUAAAUAAAUAAAUGCAAAUCUCCAAAAAUCCCAAAGCGAAAAAUAAUUUUUGAGAAAUAAAAAUUUAUUUUGUUAACAAAAAUAAAAUGCAAAGGGAAAAUUCAGUUUUCAGAAAUAAAAAUGAAAGUUGCAAACAAAAAAGAACUGCAAAAAAUAAAUAAACUCACGCAAUGCAAAAAAAAUAAAUAAAUAACUACAAUUAUGAAAAAAAAUUAUACACUGUAAAACCCAACAUUUUAUCAUUUUAUCAAAUGAAAAGAGUGUAGUUAACUCAAAAUUGAGUGAAAAUUUAUUCUACUCAUCAAGAGUUUUGAACUCUUCUCUGUUGAAGGUAAUGAGUUAAUUUAAGUUGAAGUGAUGAGCUAUUUAAUUGAGUAAGUUCACAGUACUCAUGUAGAAUCCUUUUUUUUUAAUUCAAAUGGUUUGUUGCAAUCAGUUUCCUCAAACUGUUUUACUGUGCUCAAUUUGCUUCAUUUACUCAAAUGAAUUAACUUCGCCGUUCUCAUUAGGAUUAGAUUUUGAACUUAAACGGUUUGUUGCAAUCAGUUUCCUCAAACGGUUUGAGUUACCUUAACUUAUUGGGUUUUAUUUUUGUAGCAUUGCCUUUACAAAAACCUGUCCAGUCAAUUGCGAUGCUCAUUUUGAUUUGCCUUUUAGUCAAUAGUGAGUUUGUAAUGCUGUUUUCACUUUGCACUUCACGUUUCUGCACUUUUCACUAUGUGGCCCUGAUUUGACAAGAGGGUGGAGUCAAUCGAACUUGGCCAUUUAUGGUGGCCCCAGACCUGCCUCCAUUAAAGUGAGGUCAUCAUUUACUUGCCAACCACCAAAAAACUUUGAAAGAAGAAAAAGCAGAAGCAUGGCUGAGCAGAGGCACACGAGAGAAGUUCCUAAAUUUUGACACUGCCCCCUUGUCAAAUCAGAGCCACAAAGUAAAAUGCGCAGAAAUGUAAAAUGCUAAGUGAAAACAGCAUCACAAACUCACAGUUGACUAAAAAGCAAAUCUAAAUGAGCACUGCAAUUGACUGGAUGGGUUUUGUAAAGGCAAUGAUAUAAAAAAUGUUUUGAAAAUCUAUAGUUUUUUUAAUGCAAAUGCAGUUCUUUUUUGGUUUGCAAAUUUAAUUUUUAUUUCUCAAAACUUAUUUUUUUCCUUUGCAGUUCUUUAUUUUUGUUAGCAAAAAUAAUUUUUAAUUCUCAGAUAUUUAUUUUCGCUUUUUAGAAAUUUGCAUUUAUUCAUUUUUUUAUUUAUUUAUUGCUCAAUUCUUUAUUUUUUUGUUUGCAAAACGUUAUUUUAUUUUGCAAGUAUAAAUGGCCCUAGAUUGAUUUCAUAGGACCUCCUGGUAAAACAGGAACUUGAACCAACAACCAUCCUGCAUUAUAAGAAACUUUAUGCUGCCCACAAUGUCUUUGUGGUCUUUUAGUAUAUAUCUAGAGAUCAAAGCAUGGUGAAUAUCAGUAUAAAUGCAUGGAAUCUGUGUUAAGAAAAUGCUAAUGAAAUUUCUGCAGAAUGUUUAUUUAUUAAAUACUUUGGUUACAACUAAUGUUCUCUGCUAACAAAUAACAGUGUUUUAAUUACAAAGAGUUGCCACAAUCAGCGCAUACAAAAGUGAUAGAUUGUGUGCAAGUAGUUAUUAAACUGACAAUGUAUAGAAAGUGUAUAGUGAAGUAAUAUAUGGGUAGUUGGCAAAUAUGCAGUAAAAAAUAUUUUGUGUUAUUUGUAAACCACUCUUUUAUUUUUUAUUUUUGAGGUAAAUAAAUGUAUUAUAUUUGUGUA
Molecule: messenger RNA, 3745 nt
Organism: Danio rerio (zebrafish)
Lineage: Eukaryota; Metazoa; Chordata; Actinopteri; Cypriniformes; Danionidae
Source: RefSeq, a predicted model, not a curated record